AUGACACCUCGUCUAAACCUAUUCACGGCCAACAAGGCCGUUUCCGCCCUGCGCCAAUCCACCACCCCCGCGCUGUCUUCCCGGACCCUCGCCAGCCCUGCCCGAUUCCGCGCCGUCCAAUCACUACCGCUUCAGUGCCGAUGGAACUCCUCGCGCGAUGGUUCGAAAAAGGUCGAGCCUCAGCCCGAUGAGCAGACCUUCCCGACCAUCGAUCAGCUGCCCGAUGUCAGCGAGGAGGCGAAUGAGAUCUCCCGGAUCAUGGAGAAGGAAAAGCGAUGCGAUGGUGUCCCCGCCUCCCCGGAGCUGGACCAGGGUACACCUGUUGAGGAGGUGAGCAAAAUCGCAACAUCUGACACCGAACCCGGACCGAUUCUCAGCCGCGAUAAAAUCGCCAUGAAGCACAUGCCCAAGGUCAUGCAGGACGAACUCAAGAAGUCGGGCACACGCUCGUUCUCGACCUCCGCUCGGAGCCGCAUGCCCGAUGUGGACAGUGUUCAGCCCAAGAGCGAUGCCAACCUUUUCCCUAAUGCUGGUGAGGGUGCCAGCCCGGAGGCUGCUGCUGCUCUUGCCAGCAUGAUUGAGCAGGUUCAGUCGGAGACUGUUGUUGAGGAUGAGAAUCUUGGCCUGAAGUUCGAGAAGCCUGUCAUUCCUGAGAACCUUAAGACAUUGAACUUCCGGAACCGCUACGAUACUUUGCAGGACCAAUUCACUAAGAUGAUGAUGGAGAGUGGAAAGCUGACCAAGGCUCAGAGGAACAUGGGCCUUGUUCUGGAUCAUCUUCGCACAUCCGCUCCUCCCCAGAUUAACCCUAGGCGCCGUCUCCUCGAUGCUCCCCCUGCCUCUCAGAUGCCCCUCGAUCCUGUCCGCUACCUCACCGUGGUUGUCGACUCCGUGGCUCCUCUUUUCCGAAUCCGUCAGCAAAAGGGUAUCGCCGGUGGUGGUGCUGCCGUGCAGAUCCCCCACCCGCUGAAUCUGCGCCAGCGCCGUCGUACCGCCAUCCAAUGGAUUAUUGAUACAUCUGAGAAGCGCCGUGAUGUGGCAUUCGCCCAGCGCGUUGCCGCUGAGGUUGUGGCAGUUGCUGAGGGUCGUAGCAGCGUCUGGGAAAAGAGGGAUCAGAUGCACAAGAUUGGUAUAUCUGGUCGUGCCAACUUGAACACUGCUCCUCGUCGGUAA
Penicillium soppii is the source of this 1173-nucleotide messenger RNA. RefSeq names its product mitochondrial 37S ribosomal protein uS7m. Gene Ontology annotation, biological process: translation; ribosomal small subunit assembly. Gene Ontology annotation, molecular function: mRNA binding; structural constituent of ribosome; rRNA binding. NCBI's taxonomy places the organism in Eukaryota, Fungi, Ascomycota, Eurotiomycetes, Eurotiales, Aspergillaceae. Bases 1 to 1173 code for a protein of 390 amino acids. The transcript is spliced from 3 exons. The record is from RefSeq and is a predicted model, not a curated record. Gene Ontology annotation, cellular component: ribosome.